GCCUACUAUAUACAAUAGAGCUUCCCAUUUUAGCUGUGGGUUUCCUUGGAAAGUUUCUUGAAUUAGUUAUCUCAUGUUCUAUCACAAACACGCAAUUUAUCACUCGCUUAGUCUAUUUUAGUCAUCUGUUCUUGUUGUUAUGUCAGUUGCCACUAACGGAGUGGCGAAUCCAAAGGUUGGAGCUCAGGCAGAAGACGUAGCAGAAAUUACAAGCCAAAGUGACGACAACAUGAUUAGAGUUAGACGAGGAAACAACGUUCGGGCUUAUGUGACCGUGGUAGUGUUAUUUAUCAUCAAUCUCUUGAAUUAUAUGGACCGACAAACUGUAGCAGGCCUUCUAAAUCGCAUCCAAGCAUAUUUUGGAAUACAAGACAAUAAUUCAGCAGCUGGCCUGCUCCAAACUGUCUUCAUCUGUAGCUAUAUGAUUCUUGCACCAGUGUUUGGUUACCUUGGAGACCGCUACAGGAGGAAGUAUCUUAUGGCAGCUGGAAUACUUGUUUGGUCAGCAACUGUUUUUGCUAGCACUUUGCUGAGCAAAGAUUCUUUUUGGUGGUUCCUUGUCCUAAGAGGUGUAGUUGGAAUAGGAGAGGCAAGUUAUUCUACAAUAGCACCCACUGUCAUAGCUGAUCUUUUCACUGGAGAUAUGAGAACUAGGAUGUUGUCUUUCUUCUAUUUUGCUAUUCCUGUGGGGAGUGGACUUGGUUACAUAGUUGGAACUGAAGUUGCCGCUGUAUUUGACCAUCAGUGGCAAUGGGGACUACGUGUGACCCCUAUCAUUGGUGCAGUAUGCGUUCUCAUGUGCAUCUUUGUAGUUCAUGAGCCAAAACGAGGUGCCAUUGAAAGAGGAGAAAACCCACACAGUGUCUCAGCUUGUGAUGUACACAACACAACCAGCUGGUGGGCAGACCUUAAGUAUCUUACAACUGUGAAAAGUUUUAUUUGGCUGAAUCUGGGAUUUACUUGUGUCUCAUUUGUGACUGGCGCCUUGGCAUUUUGGGCACCAAAAUUCUUACUGUACGCAACAAAAGCACAAGGAAUUUCAGUAACAGAAUCAGAAGUUAGCCUAAAGGUUGGGAUUAUUACCUGUGUUGCUGGUAUUGUAGGAGUUUGGCUUGGUGCAGAGAUUGCUUGGCGGUAUAGAACACGGAAUAGAAAAGCUGAUGCUUUAGUAUGUGCUGUUGCACUAAUUGGGUCAGCACCUUUCCUCUAUGGUUGUCUUGUACUAGCAUCUAAAAACAUCAAAGUGACAUAUGCCCUUGUAUUCUUCGGUGAAGUGUUACUUUUCAUGAACUGGGCACCAGUAGGAGACAUGGUUUUGUAUUUAAUAAUCCCCUCACGUCGAUCCACUGCUGAAGCUGUUCAAAUUCUCGUUUCUCACUUAUUUGGUGAUGCAGGCAGCCCAUGGCUUGUUGGAGAGAUUUCUGAUCGUAUCAGAGGUGAAGGGAAUAGUGACAAGGAUCAUGCACAAAGCAUGGAAUAUUCUCUUUUGAUGUCAACCUUUAUUAGUGUUAUAGGAGGAUUUUGUUUCAUAAUGUGCUCAAUUUAUCUUGUCAAUGAUCGGGAAAAAGCGGAGCAGUUUACAAGAAAUGAAGAUGAUGAUACAAGUUCACUGUUAGAUACAGUCCCUUCAGACAACUUUUUUCAAGCUGGUUGUGAAAAUGGAGCUGUGGACAGUUACAGUGUUGAUGAUAAUGAAGAUGAACUGUUGGAUGUUGAUCCAGUCUCACCUGCAAUGUCUGAAAGAGAAGCAUUGGUUGUUCCAGUGGAUGUGCAGGGAACACCACCAACAGCUGAUGAAGAACAAAACAGCCAAGUUGUCUGAUUUAGUAUUUAAGGUGAAUUUGUUCCAAUAAUAUAUAAUUUGUAUUUUGUUUGAAGAAUGGUUGAAAGUGUCAUUUCUCUUAGCAAUGUUUCUGAUUUCUAUUUUCCUCCUAAUAUUGUGGGGCAUCAGGGGCAUCAAAAAUUGUUGGCUCCUUGUGAAUGUUUUACAUUCUGCUCAUGUAUGAGCACAAAGACAAUACAUGAGGAGUUUGGGAAAAAUUAUAGCUCUUCCAAGAUGAGAAAAACAAGCAGUUACUCAGAGUGGUUAUCCACAAUCCAAAUUUUAAGGCAUUUUCCUCAUUUUGUUAAUUAAAAAAAAUUAUUUUCAGCAAGAAAACAACACUUGCUGUGCUUAAGAAAAACAAUUUUGGGGGACGGGGGAGAUAGUCCUACAGACAUUUCCUUAUAUACAAUGUUGAAUUGUUGUUACAAAAAGCUUAUUAUGGGUUGUUUUGGUUGAGAUGUUUGGGGUUUAUCACUGACAUCAACAACAUUUUUGUGUCCAUUCAUGCAUUAUAAUAUAGAAAUUUUUAUGAAUAAUCCUCAGUUAGGAUGAGGAAGGGGGGGGGCAGACUAUACAGUUAGUUAUAAUACCUCUGGCUUCAAAGAGAGUGGGGGAAAUUUUUAAUGAAAAUAAAACUUUUGAAUUUAGCAGGCUGAAUAGUAAAAUGCAGCCCACCAAUUUGACCAAUCAUAAUAGCCCAUUUCCGAAUUAUCCUUGGCCUCUUUUUCAAAGCGAGGCCUGGUGCUCAACCAUUUUUGUGAAAAUG
Stylophora pistillata is the source of this 2591-nucleotide messenger RNA. RefSeq names its product protein spinster homolog 1. Gene Ontology annotation, cellular component: membrane. Gene Ontology annotation, molecular function: transmembrane transporter activity. The record is from RefSeq and is a predicted model, not a curated record. Gene Ontology annotation, biological process: transmembrane transport. Lineage: Eukaryota; Metazoa; Cnidaria; Anthozoa; Scleractinia; Pocilloporidae.